Molecule: messenger RNA, 941 nt
Organism: Folsomia candida
Lineage: Eukaryota; Metazoa; Arthropoda; Collembola; Entomobryomorpha; Isotomidae
Exons: 4
Coding region: 139-858 (239 amino acids)
Cellular component (GO): extracellular region
Molecular function (GO): chitin binding
Source: RefSeq, a predicted model, not a curated record
UGCACAUUAACCUUGUUCCUCUCGAUGCAAUUUGUUCCCGAUCUAGUUAAUGGCAUACACUUUUCUGUGGGAAGCAGCCUUGUUAAUUUUGCAUAUUUUUGCUAAUAUUCAUACAUAAAUAUUUAAUCGUUUUGCAAUAUGUGGAGCUGGAACUGUACAGCGUUCGUAGUUUUGGUAAUGUGCACCUCUGUGUGGGGACAAAGAUGCGACACGACCAGAUUGUCCCCCAACCCGGCUAACUGUUCGACCUUCAUUCAAUGUGAUAAUGGUCAACAGGUCAUCCGGCCUUGCCCCACCGGUCUGCAUUUUAACGUAGCUCAGCAGAUUUGCGACUGGCCGUAUAACGUGCAAUGCGGGUAUAAUCCGCCCCCACCGGCUCCAGACAUUAAGUGCUACUCGUGCAUCCAUAUUGAUCCACCCCACUCAAACAUGUCAUCCCCUGGGUGUGAUAAGUCCCCCAUCCCGCCAAGUUAUUUGCGGACGGAUUGCUUCGGAUUUGGCGACAUUAAUGUGGCUGCCAGUGUCCGACACACCAUGAACGCUACGACGGCCCGAAAUACUGGAAACGUGACGUGCGUAACGUACCGCGGGAGAUCCGAACUUGGCGGGAGUCUUGUCAUCUUACGAGGAUGUGAAAACGCCCCCUCUGACCUGGGGAAUUUUAAGGGGAAGAAGUGCUUCAGUGGGCGACAAUAUGAUUUUCUCCUACCAAAAGUGGGAUUUGUUCGAACCGUGGAGAAAUGUUACUGCACUGGAAACGGGUGCAAUGGCGGGGACCACGUGGUAAAUAAGGCGAUUGGGUUUAUCGGGAUGUUGCUAAUUUGUGGAGUUGUCAAAAUGUUUGGCGGAAUUGUGUGACCAGAGUAAUGCAUAAAUAAGUUGGUUGCUAUGUAUGUAUAACAAUUCUGGUGAAAUAAAAAUAAUAAGAGGUUUCAAAAAGA